AUUCAGUAAACUAGCAACAAUUGACCUCAAAAUUCCCCAUUACCAGAGCCAUCGAGUUAUUGCCUUCCUCUACCGGAAAAUCCUCCGUCACUUCCAUCUCCUCGUUGCCAAUCUCCGGCAAAGCAAUCACCGCUCGUAUCCCGUGAACCACCAGCCGUUCGCUUUCGUACAGCUCUGGGAAAGUGAUUUCGACUCUAUUCACCAUCACUGUAUCAACUUCAUCCUUGGUAAUCUCCUAGCUAAAGCCGCUCACAUUGUUGGAAACCACAAUCCCGUUCGCCAUCUCAUCCAUAUCAUUUCACAUCACUUUGCACGGAGCCAAAUGCCUCCUGAACAAAGAAGAGAGUCCUACAAAAUCCCGGAAAACUGGACCAGUUCCUCGUCGAUCGCUGCAAAAACUGUACACGGUUUCCAGCCUCUCGAUUACAGAACUCCAGAUGCGUCCCCAAAUAUAGAGGAUGAUUCCAGCUUCAGGCAUUGGAAAUCGGAUCUAGGAGACUCCGACGAUGAUGAUGGAUAUUUGUUCGGGCUGGCCAGAGGUCACGACGAGGUGGCUAGCGGGGAAGAGGGACUAGACAAUGGAGUGGAGAAGUCAGAGUCCGGCAGGGAGAAGAUGGUGAGGGUGGUGAUGGCGGCGGAGAGGAGGGGCAGGGCGGCGAUGAGCUGGAGGGUGAGGGACAUGGCAGAGUACCCCGAGCUGGCUAGGGUCUCGGCGGUGUCGAUGAUGGAGAGAGUGGAGUUGCAGAGACGCCAUAUGAAAGGUCUGUACAUGUACGUUGGUUUUAAAAGAAAGUUUCUCGUUAUAUGGCAAUUUUUUAUGAGCAUCCACAGCGUAAUAUCGACAGUGGCUUCUAGAAGAGUUAGAAGACUAAUAUAUCAAGUUAUCAACAAAGUCGAAUCUACCCAAAGUAUGAUACGUAUAGUUGGCCUUUCUGCUACUUUGCCCAACUACUUGGAGGUGGCACAAUUUCUGAGGGUAAAUCCAGAAACAGGCCUAUUCUUCUUUGAUUCAAGCAAUCGCCCUGUACCUCUUGAGCAGCAGUACAUUGGGAUUUCGGAACACAACUUUCUAGCUCGUAAUGACUUGAUGAAUGACAUAUGCUACAAUAAGGUAGUGGAUUCAUUACGGCAAGGACAUCAAGUCAUGGUUUUUGUUCAUUCACGGAAAGACACAGGGAAAACAGCUGACAAACAGUAA
This is a messenger RNA of Striga asiatica, 1198 nucleotides long. The record is from the annotation of a GenBank genome assembly. NCBI's taxonomy places the organism in Eukaryota, Viridiplantae, Streptophyta, Magnoliopsida, Lamiales, Orobanchaceae.